GGACACUGUUGUUAUAAACGUCACGAGAACAUGCGUACCCCAAAAAAUGUACGUAAAACUCUUUCCGGUCAAAAAAGAAGACACUAAACGGAUUCUUCAAACGAAAAUAAUUUUAAUAAGAAUAUGACCAAUCAAGUAUUGAGACGCCAUGCUCUGCGACUUGGACGUUCAAUUGUAUCGCUGAACAGACAGAUCAGUUAUUGUUCACAAAAAGUGAAAUUAUUUCAGAUGUCAGAAACAGUUCAAAAGUCAUCACAAUGUGCAUUUCAAGAUUUUUCACGACAUAUGUCAACAGAACCAAAGUUUGAAGCAUUUAAUGUACAGGAUACAGAUGAUUUUAAACACAGAGUUCUGGAAAGUUCUACACCAGUAAUAGUAGAUUUCCAUGCCACUUGGUGUGGACCCUGUAAAUUGUUAGGUCCAAGGCUUGAGUCCAUUAUAGCAUCUAGUGCAGGAAAAGUGCAUUUAGCCAAAGUAGAUGUUGAUGACAAUGCAGAAAUAGCUAUGGAUUAUAAAGUGCAGUCAGUUCCAACAGUUUUAGGAAUUAGAAAUGGGAAAGUUCUUGACCAGUUUAUUGGACUACAGGAUGAUGAUCAAAUCAAAACAUUUGUAGAGAAAUUAGUUAACUAAUCCAAUGUGAUAACAGAUAAACAGUAACAGAAGUGUAAUAUUGUCACAGAUAUACAUACAGAAUUAAUUGGAUCACAGCCCUUGUUUUAAGCACUGUAUGAAGUAUAUUGUCUUUAUGCUUGAAAUUUAUUGAGUCUAUUUCUUAAAAAAAGCACCAAAAACUAUAGACCUUAUAUCUAAUUUCCUUCCAUUGCUGGACAUUUCUAAAGUUCCUGUAAAAUUGUGACUUCACAAGAGAAAACUUCUGACACUUCAAACGAAAAGAGGUUGUAGCAUGUCAUCAACAGUUCAAGUGUGGCAGAUUCCCCAAUAGCAAUAAGGUCUAAAUUAACCCACUAAAAACUAUUUUAUAUAAAACAAUAAAAUAUUAUAUAUACAUACUA
Messenger RNA from Mytilus californianus (California mussel), 1013 nucleotides. Its product is annotated as thioredoxin, mitochondrial-like. The transcript has 4 exons. The record is from RefSeq and is a predicted model, not a curated record. Gene Ontology annotation, molecular function: oxidoreductase activity, acting on a sulfur group of donors, disulfide as acceptor; protein-disulfide reductase activity. Gene Ontology annotation, cellular component: cytoplasm. Bases 124 to 630 code for a protein of 168 amino acids. NCBI's taxonomy places the organism in Eukaryota, Metazoa, Mollusca, Bivalvia, Mytilida, Mytilidae.